GCUACUUUUGACUGAGCACAUUUCAGUUGCCGAGGGAAAUCAUGAAAACAGCGAGUUUUAUUAUCAUUUUGGUCACCGCCUGCAUGGUUUCACAACUGGCACGUUCCGCCAACCAGUCAGCCAAGUCUCCAAGCUGUCCCUCCACUGGCUGUAGUGGCGUCCCUGGUGUCCCUGGGGUUCCAGGGCUCAAUGGGAGAGAUGGAAAAAAUGGUAGAAAUGGGGCUAAGGGGGAAAAAGGACCUGAGGGGGCACCAGGAAAGAUGGGCCCUAAGGGUCCUGCGGGUAUCAAAGGCGAGCCAGGUGCCAAAGGGGAACCCAGUGCCCAGGUCUCUGGUCAGAAAAACUGGAAACAAUGCGCAUGGAAAAAUAUUAAUGAUGGGAGAGACUAUGGACUAAUAAAGGACUGCUCUUUUGUUAAGCAGUAUUCUGCGACAACCUUGAAAGUCGAGUACAAUGGUGAUUUCAGAAUAGCCUUUUGCCUAAAUUGCUGUAAGCGCUGGUACUUUACUUUCAAUGGUAUGGAGUGCAAAGGUCCCCUCGCCAUCGAUGGUAUCUAUCAUAUUCAUGUGCACCACGGUAAAACAGACUACAACGUUCACAAAGUAACUCAUAUUGCAGGCUAUUGUCAGGGAAUUCCUAGAGGCACCGUAAGAGUCGGAAUCAACGUUGGAGACUGUGUGGGGAAGAAAUCAGGAUCUGAUGCUUAUACCGGGUGGAAUUCUGUCACUCGUAUUAUGAUCGAGGAAGUCCCUCCCCCACAGAAGUAG
This is a messenger RNA of Pocillopora verrucosa, 767 nucleotides long. The record is from RefSeq and is a predicted model, not a curated record. Lineage: Eukaryota; Metazoa; Cnidaria; Anthozoa; Scleractinia; Pocilloporidae.